AUGUGUUGUUGCUUCGUCAUGUUCUUUCAAAGUCUUUCUUUGAUCAUCCCACUUAUGCCACACCUUGGGAAGUGCAGGGAAGUUGGCUUCACGUCCGAUUGGCGGCGGCUGAACGUGGCUUUGACACGAGCAAAGCGCCUCUGUGUGGUCCUCUGCAACGUGCCGACGUGGUUGAAGGCGGACAGCGGCCUCAUUCGCGACUGGAUCGGCUUCCAUCGUAUCGGUCGGGCGGACGUGCGCGCCUACCGCGGCGGCUCGCUGACGCACCUGCCCGAGGAGAUCGCGGAGGAAGUCAAGAAAUUGAGAGACGAGUUCAACAAGAGCAACCCGACGCCAGGCAAGCUCGCACGUGCUGAGAAGGCGGCGCGCAACGUCUCGGCGGCGGGAAAGCGACAGCGCGAGGUCACGCAGCUGCUGGAGGAUGCCAUCAAGGGAACCGACGAGGCCGUGCUCAAGACCAUGAUCCAGCAGGCCAAGGAGGCGGGCGUCGAGAAGAGCGUCAUCGACGAGGCCGAGAACAAGAUGGAGUGCUUCGUCGCCGCCAAGGCCCUCGCCUCCGCCGUGGCCAACCGCAACCCCACCCAGCUGGUGCAGGCCCUCAUCCAGGCGAAGAUGGCUGGUGUCGACGAGAAGACGAUCGAGGAGGGUUGA
This is a messenger RNA of Prorocentrum cordatum, 651 nucleotides long. The record is from the annotation of a GenBank genome assembly. Lineage: Eukaryota; Dinophyceae; Prorocentrales; Prorocentraceae.